CAAAACGCGACCCACCACCCUCUCCUACUCUAUCCUUUUCACGUUUUCACUUCCUUAUUUUUCAUUUCAUUUCAUCUUCUUUUCUCUCUCUUGGUCCCCUGAUGUUUUCUCCUCCAGUUUCAUCGCGCUCUGUGCACUAAUUAGUAAUUACACAAAGAGGAACACAGCAACCGAUUAUACUCUCCUUUUUGCUGUUUCCAAUUCUCAAAUGUCCGCAAUAAAGAGCCCCCCAUCGAGCAAAUUGUUUACGUUAGGGCUCGUAUCAGCAUGGUACUCAUCGAACAUUGGUGUGUUGUUACUCAACAAAUACUUGCUAAGCAAUUACGGAUUCAAGUACCCAAUAUUUCUUACAAUGUGUCACAUGUCCUCCUGCGCUUUGCUCAGCUACAUCGCCAUUGCAUGGAUGAAAAUAGUCCCUUUGCAGACCAUCCGAUCUCGUGUUCAAUUCGUUAAAAUCUCUGCCUUGAGUCUAAUCUUCUGUGCGUCGGUUGUCAGUGGUAAUAUCUCGCUUAGGUAUUUGCCUGUAUCGUUUAAUCAAGCAAUUGGCGCUACGACGCCAUUUUUCACGGCGGUGUUUGCGUACCUCAUAACUUUGAAGAGUGAAGCUUGGCUCACGUAUAUCACCCUCAUUCCUGUAGUCACCGGCGUUAUUAUCGCCAGUGGGGGCGAGCCAAGUUUCAAUCUGUUUGGAUUCAUAAUGUGUGUUGGUGCAACAGCUGCCAGAGCACUCAAAACCGUGGUACAAGGGAUAUUGCUUACUUCUGAAGGUGAGAAGCUAAACUCCAUGAAUCUCCUUCUGUACAUGGCUCCUAUUGCUAUCAUACUCCUGCUUCCAGCAACAAUGUACAUGGAAGAGAAUGUGAUUGGCAUAACAAUAGCCCUCGCUAGACAAGAUUUUGGGAUCAUUUGGCUCUUGAUUUUCAACUCUUCACUUGCUUACUUUGUGAAUUUAACCAAUUUUUUGGUCACAAAACAUACAAGCGCCCUUACACUUCAGGUCCUUGGAAAUGCAAAGGGAGCAGUAGCAGUAGUUGUCUCAAUAUUAAUUUUUAGGAAUCCGGUUUCUGUAACUGGGAUGGCUGGCUACACACUCACAGUUCUUGGUGUUAUUCUCUAUGGAGAAGUUAAGAAACGUAGCUCCAAUUGAGAAAAUGUUACUGUUUUUAACUUUUAACUUAAGCUGAGUUGACUCGUUUUUUGCUUCUGCAUUCAAGGGCACGGCAUUGAUAGGAACAAUUUUGGCAAGGAAGCCCUUAGGCUAACACAUCUCUAGACUUUCCACUAUUAGAGAAAAUUCUUCUUUUGUUAGUUUUUGUUACAUUCUUUAUGGAAAAAGGUUGUAGAAUUAAUUAAUCCCACAAAAUUACAUUAUAUCAAGUUUGUA
This is a messenger RNA of Lactuca saligna, 1384 nucleotides long. Lineage: Eukaryota; Viridiplantae; Streptophyta; Magnoliopsida; Asterales; Asteraceae. The record is from the annotation of a GenBank genome assembly.